CUUAGCAUCUCCGACGUGAGUCUUACUCCAUUUUGCCGAUUGUUCUUAGCGAAACUGUUUGGAGGGUCUCGAUUUCGUUAGUGGAGUAUUUAGAUCCUGAAUGGUGAUGUGUUGAUGGAAGUUUCUUCAGAAUUGAUUUCACAAUCUCGGAGCUGAAGAUUCUUGACUUGGAACAAAGAUGCCUCACAGAACAAGGCCAUUGAAGGGACUCUUGCUUUUUACUGGAAUAAACUUUCUCUUGGUGCAGACCAUUACUCCUGUCUAUGACUUCGUCUGCUUCUUGCCUUACUGGGAGAGAAGGAGAGAGCGAAUCCGGCAGGAGCGUGAAGCGGCGGCUGCAUCUUUACAUAACACAAACUCAACACAGAAAACUACUCAAGCAUCUGUUGGAUGAUGAACUCUCGACAUUCCUCUCAAUCUCUUAAUCAGAAUUCCUUUGUAAGAAACUAUUUACCCUCUGAUUACUGAAUAAAUGAGAAGACGAAGGAGGCAUAUUACAUAUCUUCUCUGAGCUUAGAUCUAUUAGUAGCACAUCUUGAAAGUUUCUGAGCUGUUUCAAAACAUGUGCUUUAAUCGCAGAUACUUUCAAAGAUUCUGAUCAUUGACAUGAUUCAAGAACCCUACAUGUUUGUGAUAAGUGAGAUAGGCUAUUAGAUAAUGGAACAACAUUAUAUGAUAUUCUUGAAAUAUGCUCUUUUUUUGGGUGGACAGCUCAAUUAUACUUAUUUGAGGAGAUUCUCUUUUAUGCUAAA
This is a messenger RNA of Capsella rubella, 752 nucleotides long. RefSeq lists its product as uncharacterized. NCBI's taxonomy places the organism in Eukaryota, Viridiplantae, Streptophyta, Magnoliopsida, Brassicales, Brassicaceae. The transcript is spliced from 4 exons. The record is from RefSeq and is a predicted model, not a curated record. Bases 179 to 394 code for a protein of 71 amino acids.